Messenger RNA from Labeo rohita (rohu), 5425 nucleotides. RefSeq names its product transportin 2a (gene tnpo2a). Gene Ontology annotation, cellular component: nucleus; cytoplasm. NCBI's taxonomy places the organism in Eukaryota, Metazoa, Chordata, Actinopteri, Cypriniformes, Cyprinidae. Gene Ontology annotation, molecular function: nuclear import signal receptor activity; small GTPase binding. The transcript is spliced from 25 exons. Gene Ontology annotation, biological process: protein import into nucleus. The record is from RefSeq and is a predicted model, not a curated record. The coding region runs from base 138 to 2807 and encodes 889 amino acids.
GUCCUGCUGACUAAAGGUUCGUCACUUCCUCAUUGUAGCGCUGGCGCUGCGGAAGUGUUUGAAAGUGCCAUUGCGCGAGAUUAGCGCGAGCUCCACGCUGCACGAGCUGAUCAAUAGGCCUCCGCACGCGGCAUGUGAUGGAGUGGCAGCCGGAUGAACAAGGCCUCCAGCAGGUCCUGCAUCUCCUGAGAGACUCCCAAUCUCCAAACACAGCCACGCAGAGAGCUGUGCAACAGAAACUAGAGCAGCUGAACCAGUUUCCUGAUUUCAACAACUAUCUCAUCUUUGUCCUGACAAGGCUGAAAACUGAAGAUGAGCCCACUCGAUCUCUCAGCGGUCUGAUACUGAAGAACAAUGUGAAGGUUCACUAUCAGAACUUCCCUCCUGCAGUUGCACACUUCAUUAAGCAGGAAUGUUUAAACAACAUCGGAGACCCUUCCCCUCUCAUCCGCGCCACUAUUGGUAUCCUCAUCACAACGAUUUCCACCAAAGGGGAGCUGCAGACAUGGCCAGAGUUGCUGCCUCAGCUGUGCAACAUGCUCAAUUCAGAGGACUACAACACCUGUGAGGGCUCGUUCGGAGCUUUGCAGAAGAUCUGCGAGGACUCGUCUGAGCUCCUGGACAGUGAUGCUCUCAACAGACCCCUCAACAUCAUGAUUCCCAAGUUCCUGCAGUUCUUCAAACACUGCAGCCCCAAGAUCAGAUCUCAUGCUAUUGCCUGUGUGAACCAGUUUAUCAUUGGCAGAGCGCAAGCCUUGAUGGACAACAUAGACACAUUUAUUGAGAGUCUGUUUGCGCUGGCCGCAGAUGAGGACUCGGAGGUGCGGAAGAACGUGUGCAGGGCUCUGGUUAUGCUCCUGGAGGUGCGGGUGGACCGACUCAUCCCUCAUAUGCGCAGUAUCGUUGAGUACAUGCUUCAGCGCACACAGGACCCAGAUGAGAACGUGGCUCUGGAGGCUUGUGAGUUCUGGCUUACGCUGGCUGAGCAGCCCAUCUGUAAGGACGUCCUGUCUGGACAUCUUGCACAACUGGUUCCUGUUCUGGUGAACGGGAUGAAGUACUCUGAGAUUGACAUCAUUUUGUUAAAGGGUGAUGUGGAGGAAGACGAGGCUGUGCCAGACAACGAGCAGGACAUAAAGCCACGCUUUCACAAGUCUCGUACCGUCACCCUUCGGCAUGAGGGUGAUGAAGGCGAAGAAGGAGAGGAGAGCGACGAUGAUGACGACGAUGACGACGACAGUCUGUCUGACUGGAAUCUACGUAAGUGUUCGGCGGCCGCCCUUGAUGUCCUGGCAAACGUGUUUCGGGAUGAGUUGCUCCCACACCUGCUUCCAGUGCUGAAGGAGCUGCUGUUCCACCCAGAUUGGGUGGUUAAAGAGUCUGGCAUCCUGGUGCUGGGGGCCAUUGCUGAAGGCUGUAUGCAGGAUAUGGUUCCAUACCUGCCAGAGUUAAUUCCUCACCUGAUCCAGUGUCUUUGUGAUAAGAAAGCACUUGUCCGCUCCAUCGCCUGCUGGACUUUGAGCCGCUAUGCACACUGGGUGGUCAGUCAGCCGCCAGACUCCUACCUCAAACCCCUCAUGACCGAGCUUCUCAAACGCAUCCUCGACAGCAACAAGAGGGUUCAAGAGGCCGCCUGCAGUGCAUUUGCGACUCUGGAAGAGGAGGCCUGUACAGAGCUGGUUCCUUACUUGAGCUUCAUUCUAGACACACUGGUAUUUGCUUUCAGCAAGUACCAGCACAAGAACUUGUUGAUCCUCUAUGACGCCAUCGGAACCCUUGCUGACUCUGUCGGACACCAUCUUAACCAGCCAGAAUACAUCCAAAAGCUCAUGCCCCCUCUUAUUCAGAAAUGGAAUGAGUUAAAAGAUGAAGACAAGGAUUUGUUCCCUUUGUUGGAGUGUCUGUCUUCAGUGGCUACAGCACUACAGAGCGGCUUCCUGCCCUACUGUGAACCAGUUUAUCAGCGCUGUGUCACCCUGGUCCAGAAGAACCUUGCUCAAGCCAUGAUGUAUACCCAGCAUCCUGACCAGUACGAGGCCCCUGAUAAAGACUUCAUGAUUGUGGCCCUUGAUCUGCUCAGCGGUCUGGCUGAGGGACUCGGAGGUCAUGUAGAACAGCUGGUCACCCGCAGCAACAUCAUGACCCUGCUCUUCCAGUGCAUGCAGGACACCAUGCCAGAAGUGCGUCAGAGUUCGUUCGCUCUCCUGGGAGACCUGACUAAAGCAUGUUUCCUUCACGUGAAGCCCUGCAUUGCUGAGUUCAUGCCUGUCCUGGGCCUCAAUCUCAACCCGGAGUUCAUAUCUGUGUGCAACAAUGCCACAUGGGCCAUCGGAGAGAUCGCCAUACAGAUGGGUACGGAGAUGCAGCCAUUUGUGGCCUUGGUUCUUAAUAACCUUGUGGAGAUCAUCAACAGACCUAAUACUCCCAAAACUCUGCUGGAGAACACAGCCAUUACGAUUGGUCGGCUGGGAUAUGUGUGUCCACAGGAAGUUGCUCCCAUGUUGCCACAGUUCAUUCGCCCAUGGUGCACGUCACUUAGAAACAUUCGGGACAAUGAGGAGAAAGACUCAGCCUUCAGGGGCAUUUGUGUAAUGAUUGGGGUAAAUCCUGGAGGAGUCGUACAGGACUUCAUCUUUUUCUGUGAUGCUGUGGCCUCCUGGGUAAAUCCAAAAGACGAUUUGAGGGACAUGUUCUACAAGAUUUUGCACGGCUUCAAGGAUCAGGUUGGUGAGGAUAACUGGCAGCAGUUCUCAGAACAGUUUCCACCACUGCUGAAAGAGAGGCUUUCAGCCUGCUAUGGUGUGUAGACACCACCCCUGCUGACAUGGGAAUCAACUAUUAGGUCAAAUCUAAGGGAGGGUUACUGGGGAACUCAUCCAUGUCUGUUUGUGGGAACUACCUGCUGUUAGAGCCAAAGACGUGUGACGGUUUGCGAUCUGGGGCGAUCCCGCUUCCUCCGGCUCUGUGAAAGAGGAUUUGAAAGAGAGUUAAUGUGAAAUCAACCUUCUUACUGUCACAGUUUGGCUUCUGACCUGCUCAGAAUGGGAAUGAAACCUGAAGCUCAGGGAUCUGGAUCGGGAGGGAGGGUUCGUUCAGGCAAGAUUCACCAGCUGCUUAUUGGACAAAACGACGCCAUUCAAAUAGUCCAGCCUUAGCAAACGCCUGGCUUCUCAGCUAGAUGCCAAAAGCACACAAAAACACACACAAACUGCAGCGAGCGGCAUACAUGCUUUAGGCAGAAUGUGCCUGAACAAAAUAUGUUUUCUUAAAGCGACAGAUCACCCGAAAAUGAAAAGUUUCACACCUAAUGUCACUCGGAACAAAAGUAGAUAUCAUCUUUAAGAUGUCGGAUAGCACAAUUGCUCUUUUACGUAUAACAAAAAGUGCAUUAUAGCUGCAACGUUACGAUUUUAAAGUAGUUAUGCAAAUCUUAUGAAGCCAUGCAAAGGUUUGUGUGAGAAAUUGGCUGAAGUUUAGUAGUUAUUUGCUCACUCAAGUCACUAUCCACUUCUGUUUCAUGGAAAAUUUUCAUUUUGGGGUGUACUUUUGUUUAAAAGUUGUUAGUUUAACUAGUAAUUAUAUAACUUUUUUUUUUUUUUUUUUUUUUUUUUUUUUAGUUGGCUAAUGACAAGCAUGCAAUCAUUGACAAAUGCAGUACAUAUUUCUGAAUUUUAUGCCUGCUUGAUUACUUUCCAUGGCUCAAGCUAUAUUUUCAUUCCAUGAACAACCUGCUUGCUUCAUUUAUCGCUGAUAAUUCUGCUGUAAAACCAGUAAAGGAACCAUAACAGAGUUGCUGAUUAUAUGAUGGUCACGUAAUGUCUCAUUAUGCACAUACCUAGUUUUGUUUCCUCAUUUUUUGCUAAUCUAAAAUGCGCAUAGCAAGAACGGCAAUGUGGUUUCUUGAUACAGUGAGUAAUCUUUUUUUUCCUAACUGAUCGCUGUGAUAGUCUGUAUUUAAGCAUUAUUAUUCAUUUUGUGUUGCGAACGUCACGUAAAGAUUGAUCUAAGAAAGCCUGCACCAAGAAUUCACUGUAGAGAUGGAGUGUUUGCCUCUGCUGCUUUUAAAAUUUAAAUUAUAGGGAGUUAAAGAACUAUAAUGCUUACGGAAGUUUAGUUAGUGGUGUUAUUGAUAUGCACUUUCUCUUAUAAGGACUGUCGGGUUCCCCUUCAAAGAUGGGACUCUAGUCAAGUUAUGAAGGCUGUUUUUGUUAAGAGUAAGAAUGCUUGGCUUGUGUAAGGACAAUCUAAUUAAUUAUCACAUCAGAGAAAAAGCUAUUUCUUUAAUGAGCUUAACACUGAGGAGUAUAACUUUAGCAAAGAACUAACCUGUGUUAAUAGCAUGUAAUGUGGUAAGAUUCUUCAGUCUACACAUAUGCAGUUGACUAAUGAAUUGUGGAAAAAUAUACAGUGUAGGAUCAGGAGAGCAGUGUUAGUGAGUCCCGCUUAACUUAAAAUAGAAAAACGAUAUUUGAUUUCAAGUAUAACGUAAUUGGAAGUACGUCAUUCUGUGUCGAGUUUAGGAAAGGUUUCCCAAAACGUUUUUCCCUUCUUUUUAGUCGUUUUGAUUAUAUUUUAGCCGUUGUCGUGGUUUUAAAUGCCUGUUUAAGCAAUAUGCAUGUUCAUCUCUAUGAAUGACAGUUGCAUCUAAAGGUUUCUUCUCUCAUCAUUAAACACUAGCUCUGACAAUCUCAUUUUUUUUAAAUGUAUACAUUUUUGUAAGCUGCUCCACCCUAUAGGGUUUCUUUUCUUUUUUUUAUUUUUAACGUUUAGAUGAUGUAUUUCACAGAUUUGGUAAGCAACCCUGUUAAACAUUUAAUUCAAAAGAACUCGAGUUAAACUUUAAAUGCAUAGUGGAUAUUACAAAUUGUGUGGUCCGAUUUUAAAAUCAUGCUGUAUUUGUAAGUGUUUAGAAUUGGUUAUCUAAAACUGUAAAAUGGAAAAGCCUCACUUUCUAAAUGAUUAAUGCACUGAUGCAUUUGCUCCUGUUACUGUAAUGAAAAUAUGCUGCCAAGCAGGCCUGUGUUCCACCAAGACCUUAUCUUUUUUUUUAUUUUAAUUAUUUUAUUUUAUUUUAUUUUUUUACUUUUUGCUUUUUAUUUAAAAUUGAUUUUAAGUAUUUUUUGUUUAAGUGUUUUAUUAUACUUUUGUUUAAUAUAUUUUGUUUUGUGCAUGUGCACAAAAAUUUUUUUUAGACUUUAAAAGUUUUCCUUUUGCUUUCUUUUUGUUUUAAAGAAUUUUAUUUGGUUUUGUUUAGACAUUUUGCGAUGGAGAAAUGCGUUUAGCUUAUGAUUUUCACAAAGUCUGCUGAAGCAUUGUUUUUUCUCACCCUUCCCACUCCUCAGUUUGGAUGUCGACUUGUUUUUCACUAAUCACCUUUCUUUGAAUUCUUUGAAUGGGGAAAUAAACAUUUUCUGUCAAAUUAAAA